Molecule: messenger RNA, 324 nt
Organism: Purpureocillium takamizusanense
Lineage: Eukaryota; Fungi; Ascomycota; Sordariomycetes; Hypocreales; Ophiocordycipitaceae
Exons: 1
Coding region: 1-324 (107 amino acids)
Source: RefSeq, a predicted model, not a curated record
AUGAUCGAUGGUCAUCUGCAAGGCGACGCCCGGAGGCACCUCGAAGUGCAGCUCCGCAACGGCGAGUGGUCUUGGGAACGCGCAUCGAGUUGCGGCACGACGCAGACGGGCAUGCGCGUGCAGGUGCCCACGCAUGAGGCCCAGGCCGCAAGCAUGAUCAAGAAGGCUCGCGAGGCGUCCGAUUGGGUGCAGGCAUCGCUACCCGGACGUGGUAUAUUCGACAUGCUAUCGACAUGCAUGCAUCGCGAUGGUCCCAGAGGAGGAGGAAGCGACGGACAUCCAAGCAACCAAGCGAGGACGCACAGGGGCACCGACGCCAGCUAA